GCUUGUCAAUUUUUCAUCUGGUGUACGAAAUCCUUUAUUUGUGAUCGAAGACCUUUUUUUUUUUUUUUUGCUUGUCAAAUUUUUUGGCGGACGGUUUUGCCCCCCCCCCCCCCCCCCCCCCCUGUGGAAAAUCCUAGGUACACCACUGGAUGCAAGUUUCUCAUACAUCACUCCAUCAGCUCUUAAAAUCCCGCUCUAAAUGCGCUUGGAAUUUUAUUAACUUGGACAAAAUGGCUACCAUCUCAAGCAGAUUGUCUCUAAUGAGCGAGUGGCAGAGGAGUUUGAGUGAAAACGACGGAGUGGCAUGGGUGAACUGCAGAACAAUAGGGGAGAAGACGAUCGAAGGUGAAUUGAGGUCACAUGGGGUCAAUGACCUUGGGACACCAGAGGUCACUGUGUCAGAAGGGUUUACUGUGUCUGAUGUAACUAAGAGGAAGAUCACCGUGACGUGUCCUGAGAAGAAUGUAUCGGCCCAGUUUGUAGCCCCUAGCAGCGAACUGGAAAGCAUCCAUGAUAAGAGUAUUCACAGUUUAGACAUCUCCUCAGGGGGUGCCCUCGGGGUAUCAGCAAGCUCUGAUGGUCGUCUUAGAAUAUGGGAAACAUCAACAGGAAUCGUGAGGAGGGAGCUAGAGGGCCAUGCUGGAGAAGUCGAGACUUGUCGGUUCUUCCCGUCGGGUGUGGUCGCCUUGAGUGGAGGACUGGACACUCAGCUGAAGAUAUGGUCGGUGGAAGACGGGAGCUGUCCGGUAACUCUCAGAGGUCACAAACGAGGUAUCCAAGACACCGCCAUUGUGGACAAAGGACGGAACGUCGUCUCCUGUUCCUUGGACGGGUCAGCAAGGUUAUGGGACUGCGGCCAGUCACAGUGUCUCGGGGUCAUAGGUCAAGGGUCGGAUGCAAUCAAUGGCUGUUCUGUAGCCCCGGUCUGCGAUGGAGUAGGCCUUGGCACUCCAGAGAAUCCUUCAUCUGAUCGAGAAGUUGGCACUGAUGACAAGCUGUUACUUCUAGCUCGGGAAGGAGGCAGUCUGGAAGGCUAUGGCUUAAAAAGUAGACAGAAGGUAUUCAAUGUCUCUGGCUCCUCUCCUUUUAACUGUUGUACAUUCCUCUCAUCACAAACCUGGGCCGGGGGAGCAGACGAUGGAAACAUCUAUCUCAUUGACGUCAGGAAUACAAGCGAGCCGCAGUCUGUUAUUCACCAGUCUGCUUCCCCAGUGAAGUGCAUUAUGGGAUAUCAAGAUGGAUUCAUUGCCGGCACAAAUGAUGGAGGAUGCUUCUACUUCAACCUAAGGACUGGCUAUCUCCAGGAAUUCACUGGCUCUGACUUUGACCCUAUCUAUUCCAUGGGACUUCAUCAAAAUCAUCUCUAUACAGCGUGCAGAGACCACGUCGUACGGAAGUAUAAUCUCUGAGAGCUUGUUGUCCAGUCACUGGAUAUCCUUCCAACCUUCACUUUGGGACCUUAGCCUAAAGACCAUGUUUCUCCAGGAAUUCACUGGUUCUUACUUUGACCAUGUAGACCCUAUUUAUUCUAUGGGUCUGCAUCAGAAUCUACUGUACACAGGCUGUAGAGAUCACAUCGUAUUGAAUUACAACCUCUGAGAAGUUCCUCACUCAGUGGAAAUGCUUAUACAUGUACUUCAACCUAAGGACAGGGGCCCUCCAGGAAUUCAUUGGUUCUUACUUUGACCCCACCUAUUCCAGUUGACUUCAUCAAAACCAUCUCUACAGAACAUGCAGAGAUCACAUCGUACGGAAUUAUAAUCUCUGAGAACAUGCUGUUCAGUCACCGGGACAUACUUCAACCUUCGCCUUGGGACUUUAGCCUAAAGACCAUGUUUCUCCAAGAAUUCACUGGUUCUUACUUUAACCAUGUAGACCCUAUUUAUUCUAUGGGUCUGCAUCAGAAUCCUCUCUAAACAGCAUGUAGAGGUCACAUCGUAUGUGAGAAGAACCUUCGAGACUUUCCUCACCAGAAAUGCUUAUACUUCAACCUAAGGACAAGGUCCCUCCAGGAAUUCAUUGGGUCUGACUUUGACCACAUCUAUUCCAUUGGACGCCAUCAAAACCAUCUCUACACAGCAUGCAAAGACCACAUCGUAGGGAAGCAUUAUCUCUGAGAACAUGCUGUUCAGUCACCGGAACAUACUGCAACCUUCGCCUUGGGUUUUUAGUUUAAGACAGGGGUUCUCCUGAGACUCACUGGUUCUGACAUUGACUAUGUACAUGUAGAGUUUAUCGACUACUUGGUAUUUUUUCAGAAUGAUCUGUACACUCCAUACCGAGACAGCAUCGUACAGAAGUACAACUUCAGAGAACAAGUUCCUCAAGUUAGAGAUUUUGGCUGGUGAUGAGCAUUAAAGAGGAACUAUCGCUCUGACUUGGUCUCUUAUGAAUACCAGAUUAUGAAAAGAUACUUAUUUUGGGGGACUCAGCAGUAUCCAGAAGCCAGAAGGGGGAUAUCCCCAUGCUUCUUCGGCUAAGCAGUGAUAGAGUAAUGUAUUUCUGUAAGAUUGCCAGACAUGCCACCAGGGUUAGAUGUAAGUGCAGUUGUAGAUUCCAUGAGAUGUACAGACACUCUCCUGAAAAUCAGCACUAAAACUUUCAUCCAAUAUCCAGUUUGUCUUGUCAGAUAUGCCAAUGGUACUCGACUAAAUGGACAGUAAAUAAGACUGGUCAAGCCAAAGUUGAAAUUUAAUGGAAUGGUCAGUGGGAUAAACCGCCAUUAGACCAAAUUGCUUUGGACGAACUGGCUGUAUGUGAAGUAAGAUGAUGAUACCAAACAGUUGAAUAGACAUAGGGGUUUUGUUUAGAUCAAGUAACAAUUCACCAUUCUCCAAGAUUUAGUGGUUGGUAUUGUCAUGGCAUUAAUUAACAAGUGAACCCUAGGUUAGCUAAGACCACACUUCAAUGGAGUGAUUCUGUAUUGGCUGCAGCAACAAUUGCUCCACUAAAAAUGUCACUGCAUGACUAACUUCAACCCAGGAUGAAACACUACCCUAUACCCUAAACCUAUCAUAAAACCUUAGGCAACCCUGACCGUAACCAUAAUGUAAAACCGUAUUGCAACGCUUAUCCUAACCCGUUCAUCCUAUAUGAAAUAAACCCUUGAGCCAUUCAGAGAAGUCAAUGUUAUGUUGCCGUAUGGAGUGCCAUUUGCCAAUUUAUUCACCAAAUGAAAAUCAUUUCAAUCCUGCAAUGAAAACAAGAAUGUCAGAGGAAUAGAUUUUGUUGUGAAAUGGAUUAAAGAUGUAUGAGCAUGCAGUGCAACAAAUUUCAAUGAAUUCCUGGGUGCAUUAUCUUUUCCAAAUAGUUUUAAACAAGGAAGAUGAAACAAAUCAUAAAGUGUGGGGUAAAAUUGUUGUUUAGUUUGCCAUUAGACUGGAGUUUGAUUUUGGGAAUACCAUUCAGUAUGGAACAUCAGCAUUUCUCAUUGGCAGUUUUCAGGAAUUUGUCACUGAUAAUGUCUAUGAAUUCCUUGGAUCUGGUUGGCUGAAAAGUUUUGUUACUACGGUAUAAACAUGUAGAUGUCAAACAUAAAACAAUACCCCGGGGUGCUCUCUAACACAAAGUUUUGUGAUCAAUCUUUCCAAAUUAUUGGGAAUGUCUGGUGGAAAAUAUUUUAGAUAUGUAUACAUGCAGCAAUUGAUUUGAUUUCCAUUCUGUAAUAGACCAGUUUGUAGUUACUUCUGGACAAUUUUGGUCAAAUGACCUUUCAUUUCUUUCAUUAUGAUAGGCAGAUUUCAAAACAAGAUAUUACGGUACGUAAGCAUGCCUUACAUAGCAGGAUGAAGAAAUUGAAUAGACCAGGUGACUAGAAUAGAACACCAAUGAACACUUUAUGAAGGUAUUUGUUGCAUUCUUACUUUGAAUACAUAUCAUAGCUUGUUGCACAAUGUACUUGGCAAACUGUGAAAUACCAGUCGUUCGUGGACGCAUUGUUGUUUUUUGUGGAUGUAAAUGAAAAACACAAUUCAAAAGAAUAUAUGAAUAAUCAAGACAUCAAAGUUGGUGCUUAUCUCAUUAGAUUUUAAACCAUCAUGUCACUUUAGUACAAAUGACCUUCCUCUGAUCAUGCGCAGAAAGGAACUACGAACUGGCUUAUUGAUUGCAAGCUUUUUGUUACAUGUCCUAGUUAUUAUUUGAUCCAGAACAAUGGAUAUACAAGAAAAGUCAAGCCUUUUGUAUUUUGAAUUCUUUGAAAAAAAAGUCUAUAUGAUGUGAUAUUCAUAUCUAUGAAGGGCUUUUAGCAACACAGCCAAAAGUUAUUUUGAGAUUAAUUUCUGAUUGUCUAGUUUGCUCCCUAUGAAAUAGGGAAAAAUACAAAAUGAAUUUUCUAUGA
Molecule: messenger RNA, 4339 nt
Organism: Lytechinus pictus (painted urchin)
Lineage: Eukaryota; Metazoa; Echinodermata; Echinoidea; Temnopleuroida; Toxopneustidae
Product: proteasomal ATPase-associated factor 1-like
Exons: 11
Coding region: 150-1409 (419 amino acids)
Molecular function (GO): protein binding
Source: RefSeq, a predicted model, not a curated record